GUUUGCGUUAACAAACAUCCCCUGGGUUUAGACCUUCACGAAAAGCAGGAGCGAUCCUUCACCGUCUCCCACAACAACAAAAACACAGUUUCUUUUCCAAACUCCUAACCGCUGACUUCCACAAGCUCUCAAGCACUGGGUGUCUGUCACCGGUUCCCAUUCCAACCCUUUUUGCUUGACCUGCUUCGGAUCUUUUUCCCUGUUUGCUAGUUUUCCGGGCCGGUCAUGUCGAUUGUGGACCACAGCCCCACCACAGGCGUGGUCACUGUGAUCGUGAUCCUGAUUGCCAUCGCUGCGCUGGGGGCCUUGAUACUGGGCUGCUGGUGCUACCUGCGGCUGCAGCGCAUCGGCCAGUCCGAGGAUGAGGAGAGCAUCGUGGGGGAGGGGGAGACCAAGGAGCCCUUCCUGCUGGUGCAGUACUCUGCCAAGGGGCCGCGAGUGGAGAGGAAAACCAAGCUGACCCCCAACGGCACAGAGAGUCACAGUUAACUGUGAACCCCACGACCCCAUGCCAAACCCAGCCCCCAACACCGACCCCUCCCAACCAUCUCGAGACUCGCUCUGCCUGUCCCAAGCAGCGCUGUGAAGAUCCAAAGUAGCUUUCUUUCUGGAAGACUCUGUUCUCUCUUGACUCAAAUGACAGAUUCUCUGGAGGUGGGCAGACAGUGUCUAGUGGCUUCGCAGUUUCAGAGUUUAUAGAAGGAAAUGCCUGCACUGCACUGCCUGGACGAAAUAAAUAAAAACACACUCCAGCAUUUCUGCAAUUCCUUUUGAAUUGAACGUUCAGCUGAGCCUAACCUUUUGAUGAAGUUACUUUAGCUACUGUAGCUGCUGUGUAAUCCAUGAACUGCGGAAGGAAACGCAGAGUGGACUAAGCGACGUCCUGUGGCUGCAUUGUGAUGUACUGUUCCAGCACAUGCUGGUCUUCUUAAUGUUUUGUGUGUGUGUGUGUGUUUUAAAAGAAUCAAGAACUAGAGGAGACUGCAAAAAAUGUGAAAGACGUUAAUUAGAAAAUGAGAAUGUGUAAGCAGAGGGGUGUGGUGGUGUUUUUUUAUGUAGUUCUUCUAAGGCUGAGGCAAUGUGUCAUUUUAAACCAUCAAUAUCGUUUUCCCAAAAAGCUGACGCAUCGAGUCGAUGUUAUGAAAGGGUAAAAACAAAUACAGCAGUAAUGCAUGUGGGGCUGUGGGGUACAGUGCUUGUGAAAAAUGAAACUAUUCUGUGGAUUAAAUUACAGCAGUUCAUGCAUACAAUAACAAAACAAAAAAAAGAUUUAAUCAUGCCUAUCGGACUGUCGAUAGUGAGAACGAUACACAGGCAUGACUGUCGAUAGUGUUGAAAAGUUACAAUGCAUCACCUCAGCCUUAAGUUCCUCAGUCGCUGCACGUUGAUGCCUGGACAACAAAUUUUUAAAUUCUUUUCUUCCUAUUUGUGAGAACGUGUGUUUACAGAAUCAUCAUGUUUUAAUGCACAGUAGCUGCUGUUUUAUGUGAACCCUGCUGGGUUUGGAGAACACUAGCUGCUGUUUUUUUCUGCUAGGACGCUGCCCAGCUCUUACCCUCCAGGACUCAUGAAGGAUGGCUGUGGCGUAGUUUCCAGCCCCACUAUCUGGAAGGUCCUUGGGGCAGCUGAGCAAUAACAUUUCCUUUUUAGUGAGAAAAGCAUGUUGAAAUGACAUUACAGUAAGAUAGAGGAGUAUUUUGUUUUUAUAUUGAUGCUUUUUCCACUGAAACUGGAAUUGAAACGCAGUACCUUUGCUAUUGUUUUUAACUGAGAAGAUGACCAACAUGGUCUUAUUUUGGAUGAAGUUUGAACUCGGAGCCAUUAUUAAUAAAGUCCUUUCUAUUAGCACCCCCACUCUGCAUUCCUCAAGUUGUUUUUUGCAAAAAUAAACUAACAAAUGAAUCCCUGCUAAUAGCAUUUCAAUCCUUGAAUAUUAGGUUUUAAAUAUCUAUCUAUAAAUUUAGCAGCAGAUCCCACUGAUAAUGAAGGUUAUGAAAUCAGGUUAACUUUAGAGGCAGGUGUCUGUCUGAUGUGCGCUCAAGAGGAAGGUGAACAAUGACACUGAAGGCUUGAUAAACUAUUGGAAUUCCUGCUGCACUGUGAGAUCGCUACCAAUUAUGUUGAACUCGUUUAAGAAGCAUAAACUACCAGGAUUGUCCACCAGGAUUUAUUUUAAAUGAGAUUUCAUUAAGAGACAUGAACAGGCGUACAAGAGGACUGCGUUGCUUUAGCUGAAAUGGGCAUGUCUAACUUGCAUUGAGGAAAAUGCAUGUGAAAACCUCAUGGGCUUCUCUGUGUGUCAGCGCUGUUAACCCUUGCUGAGGGUCUCCCCAGCGCUGUGUUCACCCGUGCUGGGAUUGUGUUGUGAGAGUGUAGUCUGCUCCAUGCAAGUGCUGUCCCUCUCCUUCUGCACUCAUGGUUUUGUGUAUCUUCGGUAACUUAAUAAAACUUUGUAGGUACUUU
Polyodon spathula (Mississippi paddlefish) is the source of this 2463-nucleotide messenger RNA. Its product is annotated as stannin. The record is from RefSeq and is a predicted model, not a curated record. The coding region runs from base 226 to 489 and encodes 87 amino acids. The transcript has 2 exons. NCBI's taxonomy places the organism in Eukaryota, Metazoa, Chordata, Actinopteri, Acipenseriformes, Polyodontidae. Gene Ontology annotation, cellular component: mitochondrial outer membrane.